Molecule: messenger RNA, 1344 nt
Organism: Phlebotomus argentipes
Lineage: Eukaryota; Metazoa; Arthropoda; Insecta; Diptera; Psychodidae
Exons: 3
Coding region: 289-1215 (308 amino acids)
Cellular component (GO): cytoplasm
Molecular function (GO): phosphatase activity
Source: RefSeq, a predicted model, not a curated record
AACCCACAUUUCGCGCCGCGACGUCUCCUAGUCAAUUAAUAGAAAGAGAGCUCAGUCAAGAGGCUUCCGAUCAAGAUAUGCAAAAGCACUGGAACCUGGACUGAUCGACGUGAUCUUCCGGCUGUUGGGACAGAAGUGAGGACAAUUCAGCCAAAGCGAGAUCAGUGGCACUAUUCAAAAGGGUCAAGUUUGGUGAAGUAUCUCAAUUUAUGCAGCAAAGCUGUUCAUCGCGCUGCGUCAGAACUUUAAAAGCCAGAGAAGCAAUCCGAAGUGGCUCAGUUAGUGAGAAUGGCAGAAGUGAGACACAUUUCAGACUUGAGCUAUGAGGAAAAGAUUGUCUUCCUCCGAUCCUUCGACACUAUCAUGACGGAUUGUGAUGGAGUUCUCUGGAGUGCUCUUCGCGAUAUUCCGGGCAUUGGAGCGGCCCUAAAUGCUCUAGAAGCAUCUGGCAAGAGAAUCAUCUACGUGUCCAACAAUAGCACUCGACCAGCCGAGGAAUACAAGGAGAAGAUCUCAAAACUGGGAGUUCAGUUCAAAUACGAGAAUCUCGUGCAUCCCAUGCUCUCAAUCAUCUACUAUCUGAGGAAGAUCAACUUCCAGGGUCUGAUUUACGUGAUCGGCACGACGCACACGAAGAACUUGAUUCGCGAGGCGGGAUUCAAAGUCCUCGACGGGCCGAACGGUGAGGUUGAGGAGGAUUAUAUGAAGUUGCUGAAGCGUGUUCACGAUGGAGAGUCAGUGAAGAUGGUUAUUUUUGAUAAUGACUUGAACUUCAACUACGCUAAAUUCAUGCGAGCCGAUCUGUACCUGCAGAAUCCCGAGUGCAAACUUAUAGUUGGCGCCAAUGAUUACCGAUUGCCAGUGUCUCAGGACUUUGAUUUGCCCGGUCCUGGUCCUUUCGUGGACGCCAUGCUGUCAAGCUUGGCUCCUGGCAAGAAGCCCAUCGUACUCGGGAAGCCCGGCAAGGAGUUAGGAGAAGUCCUGAAGGAGCAAUUUGACAUUAAAGACCCGAAAAGAGUGCUUUUCGUCGGCGAUAUGAUCAACACGGAUAUUAAAUUCGCCCGAAAUGUUGGCUUUCAGUCGCUUUUAGUCCUUUCCGGCGGAACUUCGCGGGAGAAAAUGCAGGCCAACAAGGAUGACGGCGUCAUUCCUGACUUCUUCGCUGACUCCCUGGCAGAUUUACGGUCAGUUUUUCAUGGUUUAGCAAUGAAUUAGUGAAAGUUGUCUUACAAAAGGAUGUUUAGAAGUUAAGCAAGUAAAAAUAUGUGUCACUGAAAGUUCAUUCUCGAUUCCAUUCCAAUGAAAGUAAAACGCAGAAGCAAUAAUAUAGAAAUUCCUCCUUAA